AGUAUCCUAAGAAGAGAAUAGCAACAACAUACGUAAUAAUGUAAGCGAAUGAUCGCACCCAUGGAUGAACGAACAUUCGAAUGUUGUUGAUUUCCAAUUACAAAACCCACCCACAUAAAAUGGGAUUCUUAUUGACUUGGCACCAGCUUCACGGGUGGAGCAUUGUUCGGGUCCUCCACUUCUUCUGCACCCAACACUCUCUCUUGAUAACUGUGUUUGAUAAAUUCAAUGCCCCCCACAUUUCCCUUAAUAUUCCCCCAAUUCGUCUUCAUCAACCCUACCCUACUGCUUUUAUAAUUCUAAAUGCUUCCGGCUCAUGAAUGCGGUCAUGUUCAUGAUUAAGAUAUAGUGACAUUCAUUGUUAGAGCUCGCAUAUAAUCAAGACACUUUAAAAAUGGAAAGGGAAUGCAACAAAUCCUUAAAACUGUUAUUAACACGCAGAAUCAAGGAAUUGAAUGAUAACGGCUUUGAGGGUUCACUAGACGACAACGACAUUUUCAAAGAUGUGUUUUUCGGCCAUGAAAAUGGCAGAAGUAGUAAAAGGUGUGUUGUAACCGGCGCGAUCAAUUUCGAAAAUGACAACAAUACCCCUAACCACUUACCAAAUCUAUCAAACAGUGACCAUUCGGUUAUGACAAACGAGGAGCAUCCCAACGAGUUCACGGGAUUGAAGCGAAGGAAGUUGUCAGAUGCAGAACGUUCCAGCGAUAACUCAUGUUUGUGCCAACCGGCUUCCAUCGUAACAUGUCGUUUGGUCGAAUCAUCUGUCCGAGGUGUCAAAUCCAGUUGCUAUUUGCUUAAAGGGCGUAUUCGCAAUCGUGAUGUCAACAGAUGUCGAUUAUGUCAUUCCGACACUAAUUAUCCAAAAGCAGAUGAUGUGAUUAAGGUUAACGUUUCGCCAGCCUCCCAAGAAAGUCGAGCUACCGUUCCAUGUUCCAAGAAAGUCGGAAAAGAUUCAUCCGUUAUGGAACGUAACGAAGAUGACAUCAGCGAGAGCAGCACUCGACUAACACCAGGUACAGCAAUCAAUGAUCAUGGAAGCUGCAAAACCAAGUCAAAGUCAAAGCCAAAGUCAAAGCCAAAGUCAAAAGUCAAGAAAUCGGUUAAGCAUGAAAAGGGUAGAGCUAAAAAUAGCAGUCCUGGGGAUUCUUCUACCAAACUAAAAGGCGUAAAACGGAAUACUCAUUUCCGGAAUGUUCCAAAGAAGUCGAAAAACCGAAGAGGCAGUUGCAGGCUGCUUCCACGUAGGCUGGAAGAGAGUUGGUCUGGCUGUAAUGUACGAACAGUAUUAUCGUGGCUAAUAGAUUUCGGGAUUAUACACGUCAAUGAAGUUAUCCAGUACAGGAACCCACGCGAUAAUUCAGUGGUCAAAGACGGUAUAAUAACCCAAGAGGGUAUAUUAUGCAAGUGCUGUGAGAAGGUGUUUUCGGUUUCGAAGUUCAAGAGGCACGCGGGUUUUAGCUUGAAUUGUCCGUGUUUAAAUCUUUUUAUGGGGUCGACGAAAUCCUUUAUUUUGUGCCAAAUGGAAGCUUGGUUGACUGAAUAUAAAGUCAAAGGCACCAUAGGCGCGGUACGCGUUGAAGAAUUUGACCAAAAUGAUGAUUGUUGUGGUGUGUGCGGUGACGGGGGUGAGUUAAUAUGCUGUGAUAACUGCCCGUCGACUUUUCAUCAAGCGUGUUUGUUUGUGCAGGAGAUACCCGAAGGCGAGUGGUAUUGUCCAAAUUGCUCUUGCUGGAGUUGCGGGAACAUUAUCAAGAAUAACGAGACGACUGUCCUGAAGUGUUUGCAGUGUAGACAUAAAUACCACAAGAAAUGCGGUAAGGAGACUGGACAUGGAAGUGGAUCGAUACCUUCUACCUGGUUAUGUAGUGACAGCUGUAAGGAGACUCACAUGGGCCUUGAAACACGGGUCGGGCUUAUGAAUUCAACAUCUGAUGGUUUCUCAUGGACCCUCUUGAAGUGCGCUCAUGUAGACGAAAAGCUUCUUUCUAAUCAACAUUUUGUUGCACUGAAAGUCGAAUGCAAUCUGAAACUGGCCGUUGCUUUAACAAUUAUGGAGGAAUGUUUUCUUCCUAUGGCGGACCCGAGAACAGGCGUUAAUAUGAUACCCCAUGUAUUGUACAAUCUCGGAUCAGAAUUUGCGCGUGUCAACUAUGAAGGAUUCUACACUGUGGUCUUGGAGAAAGAUGACAUGUUACUUAGUAUAGCAUCCAUAAGGAUCCAUGGAACAGAAGUUGCAGAAUUGCCGCUUGUUGCAACAUCCAGCAAAUAUCAGCGCCAAGGAAUGUGUAGGCGUCUCAUGAAUGCCAUUGAAGAGCUGCUGAAGUCGUUGAAGAUCGAGAAGCUGGUGCUGUCUGCCAUCCCCGAUUUAGUUGAAACAUGGACCAACAGCUUCGGUUUCAGCCGCUUGGAACCGGAAGAGAAGAAGAAGCUGAGCAAAACUAACCUAAUGGUGUUCCCAGGAACAGUAUGGCUCAAGAAGCCCAUGUACCAAAAGCCCAUCCAAAGUACUCCAACAGAAGCAAAAUCUUCACAUCUGAAUUUGGAUCUUAAAGAAGAUAGGAUAAUGUGCAAGGGAUUGUUGCAGAAAGAUGGAAACAAAGAUGAUGGUGUUGAUUUGAAGCUCUUAAAUGAAGAACAAAUUUUAAGACUUAAAGGAAGUUGUGAGAUGGUUUGUGGUGUGAAAUGAUGAUAUUAAUAAUAAAAAUAAUAAUAAUGUUAGGAAAAGAGGUUUUGCUACAAACAUGUAAGCAAUGAGGUUGUAAAUAUUUAAGAAAAUGAAGAUGGCAGAAGGGAAGGCCAAGUUUUGCAAUUAGAGGAAGUAUGAACACAAUUUGUAGUGUAGGCAGCAUGUGCUAAUUUUCAGUGUUUUAAGUUUUUAAGUAAAAAUAAAGCUGGGAAGAAAGAGAGGUUCAAUUUGUAUUACUAUCUUAUCUUCUUUAUUAAUAUGGUUUAUGUUCA
This is a messenger RNA of Helianthus annuus (common sunflower), 2961 nucleotides long. RefSeq names its product increased DNA methylation 1. Lineage: Eukaryota; Viridiplantae; Streptophyta; Magnoliopsida; Asterales; Asteraceae. The record is from RefSeq and is a predicted model, not a curated record. The transcript has 9 exons. Gene Ontology annotation, molecular function: acyltransferase activity, transferring groups other than amino-acyl groups. Bases 395 to 2689 code for a protein of 764 amino acids.